Nothobranchius furzeri (turquoise killifish) is the source of this 2137-nucleotide messenger RNA. It is a transcript of the gene fggy, whose product is annotated as FGGY carbohydrate kinase domain containing. Gene Ontology annotation, biological process: pentose metabolic process; carbohydrate phosphorylation. Gene Ontology annotation, molecular function: D-ribulokinase activity. The record is from RefSeq and is a predicted model, not a curated record. Gene Ontology annotation, cellular component: cytoplasm. Lineage: Eukaryota; Metazoa; Chordata; Actinopteri; Cyprinodontiformes; Nothobranchiidae.
CGCGACUGUAUCCUUUUUGUCCGUUUCCACUUGCCGUCUUGAACUGCUCCUACAUGUCAAAGUUCAUUCAGUGGCGAUCAUUAGUAAAACGUGAUGUUUUGUGGGCAGAAGUAAAGGUUUUAAUCACACGGUAUGCCUUGUUCCCCCUCCUGAUGGGAGAAGACUUCUACUAUGUGGGGGUGGAUGUAGGCACCGGAAGCGCGCGCGCCGCUCUGGUGACCCGAGAAGGUCAGAUAAAGACCACCACAGAGGAGCCUCUCAGCAUCUGGAGGCCCAAGCCCGAGCACUACGUCCAGUCCUCCACAGAGAUCUGGCAGAGAUGUUGCACAGCGGUAAAGAGAGUGACCCGUGGGGUGCAGAAGAACCAGGUUCUGGGGAUCGGAUUUGAUGCCACCUGCUCCUUAGUGGUUUUGGACCAGAACUUCCAGCCUGUGUCUGUCACUGAGGAAGGUGACUCACAGCAGAAUGUGGUCAUGUGGAUGGACCAUCGUGCUGCAGAGCAAGCUGCUCGUAUAACAAACACCAACCACAGGGUCCUGAGCAGGGUCGGAGGGGUCAUGUCACAGGAGAUGCAACCCCCGAAGCUCCUGUGGCUCAAAGAGAACCUGAAAGACAGCUGUUGGGACAAAGCCGCCCACUUCUUUGACCUUCCUGACUUCCUGUCUUGGAAGGCAACAGGCUCGCUGACGAGAUCUUUAUGUACCCUGGUGUGUAAGUGGACCUACUGUCCUCCUGAAGGAUGGGACGACAGCUUCUGGAUCAGUGUUGGACUGGAAGACCUUCUGGAAAACAACUUCUCUAAAAUAGGCAGCGUGGCAGCGCCUCCAGGAAGUCCUCUGGGAGGAGGUCUAACAGCCGAGGCUGCAUCAGAUCUGGGUUUGAACCCAGGAACAGCCGUUGGUGCUUCUCUCAUCGACGCUCAUGCUGGAGGCCUAGGUGUGAUCGGCGCCAAUGUGAGCGGCUUCAACCUGCCCUGCGAGCAUCAACCAAUCACAUCACGCAUGGCGAUGAUCUGCGGGACCUCCACUUGUCACUUGGCGGUCAGUGGGCGGGCCCUGUUUGUGCCGGGGGUGUGGGGACCCUACCUGUCUGCUAUGGUACCUGGUCUGUGGCUCAACGAGGGAGGCCAGAGCGCUACAGGAAGUCUGGUCAGAACCUGCCCUCUCCUUCAGGCUGCACACAAACCCAGAAUCACCUCAGACUGUAACAGGAACAUAAUGGAUAUCGACCACGUGGUGCAGGGCCACGCCGCCUACCCCCAGCUCCAGCAGCAGGCUCAGCUCAGAGGGGAGAACAUCUACACACACCUGAACACACACCUGGACUCCAUGGCUCGCUCGGGUUCUGCUGCUGACCUGCUGGGGUCCAGCCUUCACGUGUGGCCGGACUUCCAUGGAAACCGCUCGCCGCUCGCCGACCCUUCUUUGAAAGGCAUGGUGGUCGGACUCUCUCUGAGGCACACGUUGGACGACCUGGCGCUGCUGUACCUAGCUACCAUUCAAGCCCUCGCUCUCGGCACGCUUCACAUUUUGGAGGCCAUGAGAGAAACGGGACACGACAUCAGCACCGUCUUCAUGUGUGGCGGGCUGAGCAAAAACCGCCUGUUUGUUCAGGUUCAGGCCAACGCCACAGGAAUGCCGGUGGUGCUGCCGGAUCAGAUGGAGGCUGUUCUGGUCGGAGCCGCGGUGCUGGGAGCGUGUGCAUCACGGGGCUACGGCACCAUACAGGAGGCCAUGGCGAGAAUGGCUAAGGUGGGGCGAGUCGUUCAGCCUGACCCCAGCCUGAAGAGCUUCUAUGAGAGGAAGUACAAAGUGUUCCUGCAGCUGUUCUCCCACCAGAGGGAGUACCAGGCCCUCAUGGACCAGAGCUGAUGGAGAUCACAGGGACAGCAUCUGUCCUCAACUAGACUCUGAUGUGUUUUACUGGAUAUCAUAAAGGAAAAGACCUCCUGAAGCUGAGAUGACCCAGAGUAACAGACCAACUACACGAUUAUAGGAAAUCUGAAUAAAUAACUAAAUAAGGUGUCCAGAGGGGAUUUUGUAGACCUCGGGUCAGUGAUUACACCUUGUCUCAUAUUUCAUAUGAAUAAUCAUCAUGGAUGUCAAAAUGAAUAAACUUAUUUUUUUAGAUUUCUAAA